This is a messenger RNA of Alosa alosa (allis shad), 1535 nucleotides long. RefSeq names its product lysosomal membrane ascorbate-dependent ferrireductase CYB561A3. The record is from RefSeq and is a predicted model, not a curated record. Gene Ontology annotation, cellular component: lysosomal membrane. Gene Ontology annotation, molecular function: oxidoreductase activity. Lineage: Eukaryota; Metazoa; Chordata; Actinopteri; Clupeiformes; Clupeidae. The transcript is spliced from 7 exons. Bases 587 to 1291 code for a protein of 234 amino acids.
AACAAGGAAAUAGUGGAGAGGAGGACUGUCCCUUACGCAAACUCGGAGAGACUGCCACCCUAUCUGUUUCUUUUGCGUGAAGUAAGGGAUUGCUUAAGUGCACCCUUCAUAUGAGGAAAGGCAUGGGCAAAUAGUUUUUGCUGUUCACGCGUAAUUAUUGACUGCUUUUACACGGCUCAAGAUUGAUUCAGCAGGAUCACGUUACCAAACUCAACCUCGACCUUGUUUGAACCCAGGUGGUGGUGGUGAUAGUUGUAGUUAGUGGGGAAUGUAUUUUAGUUAGCUUUCAUUUCCUCGCCUGAAGGUUUCAAGAGGAUAGGCUCACUUCAAAGAGGAUACACCUAAAUAAGAACAAAAUCCUGAAGUGGAACAUCUCUCAAAGGAAGAGGAACUGAAAUUAAAUCAAAUAUUCAAAAUUUCUAUUACUGAGCCGCUUGGGGGGUGGUACUAUGAAACCAUCUUGGGACUUUCACAAAAAAGAUUGGCAGUUGAACGUCUGGUCUACAAUUGCAGCUGCUCCAAUUGAGAAGUGAGAGGGCAUCCUUUUUCUAUCAUUUGGACAGGGCAUACCAGGAUUUGGUCCAUCAUGUCCUUUUACCCUUCCUAUUUGUUGUGCCUUUGCCUGGGGAUUUUAUGUGUGGUGUUUGUGUCCUACUGGAACGCUGCAUGGCGUGGCGGCUUUGCAUGGGAUGGUUCAGGCAAACAGUUCAACUGGCACCCUGUUCUUAUGGUGACUGGUUUGGUGGUGCUGUAUGGUUAUGCGGCUGUGGUGUAUCGUGUGCCUCUAACCUGGGGACAAAAUAAGACUCCGUGGAAACUGCUUCAUGCUGGGACUCUUCUCCUGGCUUUGAUUCUGUCCAUUCUUGGACUUUGUGCUGUGUUUGGUAAUCACAACUCCCAAAACAUCCCCAAUGUGUAUUCGCUGCAUAGCUGGAUUGGCAUUUGCACCGUGGCUCUCUUCGCCUCUCAGUGGGUGGGUGGCUUUGCUGCCUUCUUACUGCCAUGUUCUCCAUUGGAGUUUCGCAAACUGAUCAAACCUACUCAUGUCUGGAUGGGAGGAAUCAUUCUAGUUCUGGGCAUAAUUUCCUGCAUAUCUGGUAUCAAUGAAAAAUUAUUCUUUGCUCUAAAAGGAAAUGGGAAUGGAACACAGCCUUACAAGAACUUGCCACCAGAGGCCCUCUUUGCUAACUUUCUUGGAGUUCUUAUUGUUGCAUUUGGAUUAGUGGUGUUGUACAUCCUGUCUAACCAAAAUUGGCAACGACCAGAGCCCACAAGAUGUAGAAGGCUAUAGGCCAUUGCAACAUGAAGAAAGUUGAUGGGCACAGAACCACAGUUACCACAGCAACAUGAAGAAAGUUGAUGGGCACAGAACCACAGUUACCACAGCAAUGUAAAGAGAGAAUGAAGACAUUCAUCUGCAUGGUGAAAGAAACAUAUAUGCUAGCCAAUGCAUAUAAUGUUUUGAAGUAAUUUAUUUACAAUUUAUUUUUUGCAAACUCAUUGCGGAAAUUUUUAAUAAAUGUUAUGCUUGUAUA